AUGAAAUACAUGGAGAAUAGCAACAAUGUGACAGAGUUUAUUCUUCUAGGACUCACAGAGAAUGCAAAAAUGCAGAAAAUUGUGUUUGUUGUGUUUUUCAUCAUCUACAUCUCUACUAUCGUAGGAAAUGUGCUCAUUGUGGUGACCAUCAAUGCCAGCCCAUUACUGCGUUCACCCAUGUACUAUUUCUUGGCCUAUCUGUCUUUCAUUGAUGCCUGCUAUUCUUCUGUCAGUACCCCUACACUGAUCAUAAAUUCCCUUAGUGAAAAGAAGACCAUCUUCUUCAAUGGGUGCAUGGCCCAGAUAUUUUGGGAACAUUUCUUCGGAGGUUCUGAGGUCAUCCUUCUCACUGUGAUGGCCUAUGACCGCUAUGUAGCCAUCUGUAAGCCUUUGCACUACACAACCAUCAUGAACUGGAGGGUGUGCAAUUUAUUGAUGGGAGUAGUCUGGAUGGGAGGUUGUCUUCAUGCUACCAUACAGAUCCUAUUCAUUUUCAAAUUACCAUUCUGCGGCCCAAAUAUCAUUGAUCAUUUUAUGUGUGAUCUCAGCCCUUUACUUAAUCUUGCCUGCAUGGAUACCCAUACUCUAGGGCUCUUUGUUGCUGCCAAUAGUGGGUUUAUUUGUCUGUUAAACUUUCUUCUCCUCCUGGUCUCCUAUGUAGCCAUCCUGGGCUCCCUCAGGAGUCAUAGUUUGGAGGCCAGACGCAAAGCUCUCUCUACCUGUGUCUCCCACAUCGUGGUAGUUUUCUUAUUCUUUGUGCCUUGUGUUUUUGUGUAUAUGAGACCUGCAGUUACUUUACCCAUUGAUAAAGCAGUUGCUGUUUUCUAUACUAUGAUAACUCCCAUGCUAAAUCCUUUAAUCUAUACCUUGAGAAAUGUCCAGAUGAAAAAUGCUAUAAGGAAAUUGUGUGUAGCAAAAAAUGAUUUCAGGUGA
Messenger RNA from Suncus etruscus (white-toothed pygmy shrew), 933 nucleotides. RefSeq names its product olfactory receptor 4C46-like. Gene Ontology annotation, biological process: G protein-coupled receptor signaling pathway. The transcript has a single exon. Gene Ontology annotation, cellular component: membrane. NCBI's taxonomy places the organism in Eukaryota, Metazoa, Chordata, Mammalia, Eulipotyphla, Soricidae. The record is from RefSeq and is a predicted model, not a curated record. Bases 1 to 933 code for a protein of 310 amino acids. Gene Ontology annotation, molecular function: G protein-coupled receptor activity; olfactory receptor activity.